Penaeus monodon (black tiger shrimp) is the source of this 8847-nucleotide messenger RNA. RefSeq names its product mucin-5AC-like (gene Larp4B). Gene Ontology annotation, biological process: positive regulation of translation. Lineage: Eukaryota; Metazoa; Arthropoda; Malacostraca; Decapoda; Penaeidae. Bases 1 to 4632 code for a protein of 1543 amino acids. The record is from RefSeq and is a predicted model, not a curated record. The transcript is spliced from 15 exons. Gene Ontology annotation, molecular function: mRNA 3'-UTR binding. Gene Ontology annotation, cellular component: cytoplasmic stress granule; cytosol.
AUGUCUCGAGAAAGUGGCACUGUUUAUUCGAGGACAGUCGGGCGGUGGCUGCAGAUGAUGCGCGUAUGGGACAGCAGCGGGAAGGGAGUGAGUGCGAACGGGCUCAGAGGCCACGACGCCCAUCUAGAGGCAGUGCCACACCCGUCAUCCUCAGCGCACUUUUCACCUCGAGGGCGUCGCCGACAUGAUGCGGGUGCGCCCGCGGGCGUGAGGCGUCGCCCGGCGCUCGCAGUGUCGUCCGCGGGCGUGUGGGCGGAUGGCGGCUGGGGUGGUGCGGGCGUGGACAGGGGCGCCUUGCUAGCACCGCCCACGCCCGCACCCACAAGUCCAGGUGGGAGGGGCGGCGGGAGGGGCCGUGGUGGGCGUGCCAGUCACUACCAUCAGCAGCACUACCAGCAACCAUCAAGAGGCUCGCGCCCGCGCACACCAGGGCCGCCCCCGCCUCCACCACGAGGCUCACGCCCGCACACCCCACGCUACCACCAGCACCUGCGCCACCACCCGCGCCAGCAUUCUACGCCCACGUCUUCGGGGGGCGCGGGGCCGGCGUCCAGCCAGCGGGUUCGCUCAUCCCCGUGCCCAAGCCCGAGCGUGGGCGGCGGCGGAAGCGUGACCACGUACUGCCUGGCCGCGGCCUGCACGCUCCACCACGAGUCCGCGGCCACGCCGCCCGCCGCCGGAGGAGCUGGCCCUUCCCACCAGCAAGCGACAGGCGAGCAGCACCAGGCGGCGCAGCACCAGAUGGGCUGGUGCUGCCCCGGCAGAGUCAGCACCGUCAGCCCUUCGGACCCUCUGCCCGGCUGCCUGGACGCGGACGCCGCCUACGUGUGCACGGCCCUGGCGCCCUCCUGCUUCCUCAUACAGAAGGUUCGCGAGGUGUCAGGAGGAGGUGGUGCGGUUCUGAACCCUGAGGCGUCCGUGUUCCACCUACCCCCCACCCCGGGCCUCAUGCCCACGUCCCAACACACACCCACCAUCAAUGGAUACCAUACCCACGUUUACCCCUUGAUGAAUGGGGAUGUUGGCAAGCAGUAUUGUGGGGUUUGCCCCCACACUCCUGAUACUCCUGGACCCAUGGCAGUAGAGUCUCCAGUGGAGCCUUGUAGCUCCUCCCCAGACACAACUAGUGGCACCAGUGGUCCCACAAGCCAAGCCCCUGGUAAAGCUGUGCAAGUUGACAACACAGUUCAAGACAUGGCAGCAGCUGGACAGAAUGCAGAUCAAGAGGGGAAUGCAAAGGCAUGCACUCCCCUGGGCAGCAGCCAGCAGAAUGGGGAAGUGUCUCCUGAGAGCAGUCGACCAAGUGCCUCCCCCCUCCCUGCCUCAGUGCCCACCCCAGACUCUAGUAGUAGCAAUGCUCCCUCUACUGAAAACCUGGAAAAGCCAGAAGAAUCGAUUCCUGAAAGUAGCAGUAAAGAGGACACAACUACAAGCGAGACACAGGGCACACAGACAACGCCAGCACAGACUCCCACUCCGAGUACGCCCACGGCAACCCCUCCAGCACAACCACAACAGCAGCCCACCCAGCAGCCUCAGCAACUCACCCGGGACCAGAUACAGCAGUUGGUGGCACAGCAAGUGGAAUAUUUCUUUUCUAGGGAGAACCUGAGCAACGACCCAUACCUGAUCUCUCAGAUGGACAGUGACCAGUAUGUGCCAGUUUAUAUACUGGCAAAUUGCUCACAAUUUAAGAGCAUCACUAAGGACCACAGCAUUAUUGUAGAAGCUCUCAAAGAAUCGCCUUUUGUCCAGCUUGAUGAAGAAAAUAACAGAGUUCGGCCUAACUAUAAAAGAUGCAUUGUAAUUCUAAGAGAAAUUCCUGAGUCUACUCCAGUUGAAGAAAUAGAGGCGAUGUUCAAAAGUGACGAGUGCCCUAAGGUAGUUUCUUGUGAAUUUGUUCACAAUUCCUCUUGGUAUGUUACAUUUGAAUCUGAUGAAGACGCACAAAAAGCCUAUUGGUACCUCCGAGGUGUUGUCAAGACUUUCAAGGAUAAGCCCAUCCUUGCCAGAAUAAAGACAAAGCCAGUGUCCAGACUAGGUUGUUUAUCAGUAUUACCAUCAUAUGGAAAUAAAGGAGGAGGUGAGGGGAAGGAAGGAACUGGUCCUCCCUCAACCCCAGGUUCAGCUGGGUUACCGGGAGGACCUGGGACCCCUGCCCCAAAUACCAAUUUCAACAACCCCGGGGGACAACGGUUUAUGUAUUCAUCAACGCCUUCAACCGUUACUGCCAACUCGUACACAUAUUCUUACACAACGCCAGCUGCCUUUUUCUACCCAAACAUGGUGCAGUGGACAGCCCCAGGUGGGUUCUAUGACAUCAACGGGUUUCUGCAGUUCAAUGGACUCUCACCACAAGCUGCCUUCAAGCCCCCAAGUAACCAUAAUGUUAGAUAUAACGGUAACAGAAGGAAUUCAAAACAUCGUGAUGGCAGAUAUGAUAAGGUUGACAACCGUCAUAAUAGUGGGGCUGGCCAAGGAAGCGGAGGAAAUAGUAACAAUCAUGGGAAUCAUCAAAAUCACUUCCCACAUUAUCCACCGCAGAGGCCACAUCCCCAUCAUAGACCACAGUCCUCCCAGUCCCCAUCCCAGUCUACACACAGGAAUUCCCAGCCUCCCACUAGCACCACUGCCCCUCCUCCCCCUCCACCUCCCCCUCCACCACAGCCAUCAGCAGCAACAUCAGCUGGAACGAAUAACCAGAGCUUUGCUCAGUGCGAUCUCGCAAUAGCUAGUCAGUCUAACUUAUACACAUCAUUUAGCCCCCCAACGGGUCCAGCAACACCUGUUAUCCGGGCUGAAAAGAAAGAAGUGGUUACAGUCUCCAAGGCAUCUAGUAGCAGUAGCCCAUCACCUGUGUCAUUAGCACAGACGCCUGUGCAUACCACUACUGCCAGUCCUCCCUUCUCCAGUACCUCUAUGCUCAAUUCCUCAGUAUCCACAACUACUGUGGCAAGUGUGUCUGCUACUGUUGCAUCAACAACUUCAGCAGCCACAGUCAGUGUUGCUACCACCACAAGUACCUCACAUCAACCAGCCCAGCAGCACCAGGCACAUGGACCCACACAGCAACAGCAUCAUGCACAGCAUCAGGCUCCUGGUCCACCACACCGGAACAACUACAAUAAUGACCAUUAUCAUGGUCAUUAUCAAUACCACCCUGGACCUAGGGACCCUCAACAACCUAGACAAUUGAAUCGUGGUGUACGCCGACGACCACGAGGUCGGGAAGAGGAGACCCAGACAAGUGGUGGUAACCGUAGUAUGCCUCAACGUGGAGGUACCACACAGCCUCCUAGCAAUGACAACACAAAACAGGGAAAUAGCCAAGAAGCAACUCCUCCUCCACAACCACCACAACCACAGUUUGACCUUGAGGCUGCAGCUUUUCCCCCACUUCCAGGUUCUGAUGAGCAAGUUCCAGUUGCAGAAGAGAAGAGACAGCCUGAAUCACUGCCUUCUGCAUGGGGAAGUGACACUCAGCGUUUCUCGGAUGUAAUGAAAGGAACUGCAAAACCCCGUGCACCGUCACAGUCCUCUGUGGGAGAGAAGGAUUUGCCUUUAGAACCCUCUAUUCCCUCCAGCAGUACUUCUCCUGCCCCUUCAGUCUCUGCAGCUGCAGUACCUCCAGUAGCCUCAUCUCCAACAUCCACAGCAGCUACUACCCAAGCUAGUCAAACUUCAUCUAUUACUACCACUUUACCAUCAUCUCAAGAUGUUCUAAGCACAGCACCAACCACAGUUUCUUUAUCCUCUAGCUGUUCCACAGUUUCCUCGUCUACAACUUCAAAUACCACCUGUAAUGUAGUUGCCAGUAGCAGCAGCAGUAGCAGCAGCAGCAGCAGCAGCAGCAGUAGUAUUAAUAAAUUGGAGACACGACCUGUACCUAGGGAGCAGCGUGGAGGCCGGGAAGACAAACGGACAUUACCUAAUAGUGGGAUGAAAGAUAGGCGAGAUUAUACUCGGGACCAUCAGAGAGAUUUUUCACAGAGGGAAUCUGGUCGAUCAGGAAUGGGUAGAGAUCGUGAUCACAGACUUGGCCGUGAUAGCAACACUCGCACUGGAAAAGAAAACAGGCCAGUACCAUCACGGCAAUGGAAGGAAGAGAAAGUGGAUGCAGAUGGCUGGAUCACAAAAGGGCCAAGGGAGUCCCGUGCUCACCGUGAGAUGAAUCGUGAACAGAGAGAAAGACAGGAGUCGAGGGAAGUAAGGGCUCAGCACCUAGUGAAUGGGGACUCUUCCCCCCCACCCUCUCCUAAGCCACAAAAGACAGACCCCAAAGCCUGCAAUGAAGAAGUUAGUGUUGAAGAAUCCAAACAAACUGCUCAGCCUCUCAACAAUAAUGAUGGGGAGCACAAAACUAGCUGGGCGAAAAUGGCAUUAGCCUCGAAAGAUUAUAUGGAGAGAUUGGCAGCUGAACUUAAGGAAAAGGAAGAGCAGGAGAAGAUAAAAAAGAUGAGGCUAAACACCAGACCGCAAACUAAACCUCAAGAGAAGGUUUUAGUGCCCCGAGAGCGUGAUGGCAAGCCCUUGAGGAGGGAUGGUCCACCUCGAGAAAAUCGCCUCUCUGGUGAAAUGGGUUCUGCAAAGUUUAGGCCAAGAGACUCUGCAAGACCAAAGUCACCGAAGUGAAGGUGACAGUGAGAGAGAUCCACCGAGACAGAGGCCGCCCACCAGGCUGGGUAACCAUAGCCAGAGGAUCAAAAGGGAUGAGAUACCUCUUCAAGUAUUGCUGCUUCCCUCACACAUACCAACAUGGAAGUCAGCAAUUUAUGCUGUUGGUGUCCUUUGGCAAGUGGUGCAAAAAGGGUAGCUAUAUACAAUGUAACUUCCCCCAGCCUGGUGACCCUGCACCCCACAUUGUUGCCCAGCAUUGUGUUGCUGCAUCAAAAGUGGCUGCAUCAUCCUUCUCCAGUGCCUAAGCUGUCUGCCAUUUAAUGUACAUAAUUAUGACAUAACCGUGCUGUUUGCUCCCGUAUGCAAUUUGCCCGUCUGGAGAGCGUGUGACCGGUGCCAAACGUGGGGCAAUCCUGCUUACUUGUACAGUUGAGAGUUUAUUUUUGACUAUGAUAGCCUUGUACAUUAUUGAAAAUUUGGAAAAGCUACAUCUGAAACUAUGUAGCUGCUUCUUUUGAGUGUGUAUAUGUGAGUGCUUGUCUCGUGGCUGAAUCAAAAUAAAGAACAGCCCUCUCAUUGCAUAUUGCUUAGAGGACAAAUAUUUAAAUUAACUUAAGACGUUGGUUCCUCAUAGAUUGAAAAUGAGGAUGUAAUUACUACAGAACAUUAUGGCCACAACUAUUUGCUUGUGGCAGUGUUGUCGUAAACAAACCUAAGGUUGCAUUAUUGGCACCUCUCAAUGUUUUGGCUGUGACCCAAGGAACAAGUCUUUCUUCUUGCUGAAGUGUACUUGAUCCAUGUAGAGGAAAAGAGGUGUUUAAUAUGUGAAUAUGUAUAUGAGGGUGUGAACUGGCCCAAAGGAGCAAGUGUACUCCUGCCACCCAUCCCCUGCUGCGACACAGGUUGUGAGUGUGCCAGUGACAAACACUUGUUUUAGACAAAUCUCUGGGGAUGUGAUUAUAACCAGCCAGGGAACCUAUUACAAAUCGGGACUUUUGUAUUGGUUUUGGCUGAUAUGCAAGUGAUAUAAAACAAAUGAAACUCCUAAAUCAGUGGUAAACUAGUGAUGUAAAGAGCAUUGUUUGACCAGCAGAUGUGUGACAAUAAAUGUUACUAGUUGGUUGUUUAUGAGUGUUUAACAUAGGAGAUUGCAUCCUGCAAAUGAGCUAGUACUGUGUUAAGAUCUCGAUGACUUCAAGAGAGUGAACGUGUACAGCGGUGAAUAAUGUCCAUAUUGAUAGUGACCCUAAUCUAGGGUUUGGUUUUAAGCGAUAUACAAUUGUUGACUUGGUAUACGGGAGUGAGUGAUAGAUUGCCUGGUAGGUGUAUGUUGGAAUACUGUGUCCUGAGCUUGGUUCUGUGUUGUACAAAACACAAUCUCGAUAACAUUUUCCUUUAAAGAAGUGCUCUUGUUAUAGAAGCAUUUAGACACUAUACCAGAGAUUUGGUUGUCAAUGAGUGUUGGAUAGUAAAGAAUUUAUUACAAAGUCAUGGCUUCCAUAUUUUCCAUUUGCCGUUGUAAUUGCCAAUAGUUGUGCUCGUCUGAAAUUGCUUAUUGGCCAGUGGGCAUGAAGCUUUAGCUCAAGUCACAUACUAAAGCUUUGCUGAAAAUGUGCUUGCAAAAUUUGAAUACCUAAUACCUCUCUAGUUUAGCCAGAGAUCCGAAGAGCCAGCCUCAAAAGACAUAGUUUCAUUUACUGUUAAUCUGGUGCGGAAGAUAAGGUGAGUGCAACCUUUGGCCAAUAGCUUUGGACUACAGCUUUGAUCCUUCUAUGUGAGCACCAAGGCUUUAUUGCUGCAUGUUAGUGGUGUGAGGGGAAAGUACCAAGACAGUAGGUCAUCCUGUUGUAAAGGAGAAAAUUAUUGGCCUUGACUUGUAUUGCACACCUCUUAUUUACUUGGUAUUAUUUAUGUCUAGAAGUUUAUUGGUAUUCCAGUAUGCAUUUACUGAAUUAAAUCAUUGGAGGAUGGCAAUAGCUCUUCUGUUAAGGUUGUAAUCUUAUUAUCAAGACGAAGGUUGUCAUCUUCCAUUGAACCACCUAAAAUAGCACAAGACUAUUCAUCACAAGGUCAUCAGAUUUUGCAGUUCGAGAUGUGUAGAAAGUCCAUGAUAGUUGGAAGUAGUAUAUUCAGGUUUUAUAAUGACAAGACUAUAACGUCUUAGUCACCCAGUAAUCAUGGAAGUAAAAAAGGGAGAUUCCUCCUGAGAAAAGUUGUUGCAAAUGCUGACACAUGUAGGCCUAUAACCCUCAUCUGUGUUGUCACUACUCAAUACUGCCUGUCAUUGUCACUUCAUUUAUGUUUUAAGCAUCAAAAAUCACAUAGGUAUAUAUAUUUUUCCCCCUUUUAAUUUUUCUUUUCUUUUCUGGGAUAGCAAAUCAUCUAUUACAUUAUAUUUAAUAAGUUAAUAUAAUGAUAACUUAAACAGUUCCUUAGUUUCUUUUGAUAUCCAGAGUCUAGAUAAUUUUUGAAGAAGCUACAGAAGGACUUGUUUGUUCAUUUUAAUGGUAAGUGAAAUGGAGCCAGGUUUAGUAACCUUCCUAUUUUCAAUCAGAUGGCAAAGCCAAAUUUGUACACGAAAAGGAUAGAAAGACUCCCAGGUCCUCGAAUGAAAAGAAGUAAGAAUAAGAUUUAAAAGAAAAAGUAGAUGAAAGUCAUGUGUUUGUGUUUUUUUGUUUGCAUUUUUUAAAAUUGAUUUGUUGAAUUCGUGUGAGCUCGUUUGGAAACCUUUAUUUCAGACAUGUAAUUUUGGUCUAGUUUAGUUGUUAUUAGACAAAACAAGCAGUAACUUAUGAUACGACUAUAAUUAACUUGAAUUUGUAAGCAUUAUACAUGGAGGCAAAAUGUACAUGAAUGAGCUGAAGGGAGAAAUGCACUUUAAACUAUGCUAAUUAGACAUCCCAUUCAAUUCUAUAUAUAAAUAUAGGGAAAGUAAAGAUUUUUUUUACAUUCCUGUAGCUCAUACCAUGUAAAAAGACACGUACACGAGGCUGGGAGUUACAAAGCACAUUAGCUUACGGAAAAUCAAACCUGGAUAGAAACUACCGCCUUGGCUCCUUUUGGUGCACCAACCCAUUUCAAGUUUCAAGAGUGGAAAGUCCUUCAUCUCGGACUCAGGGUGGAAUGUCUACCACUAGUACCUGAGAUAAAUAGCCCCCAAAGUAUACAUGUAUUUGGAUAUGAAGGUGUGAGCAUUUGUCACGCCUUUCGUAACCAUCACCACGAUUUACAUAUAUUCUACUAGAGACUGUAGACUCUUUGGCUGGUGUGAGACCAUCACAGUUACUCAGGAACUCAGACCGUCAGAUGGCAGUGAAUGAGACCUCGCCUGGAGGUCGCUGUUGGGGUGCUGUCUGUCUCACUGAUUCUAGGGUGCUGAUUAUAUGUUGCAAGGAUAAUAUUUAUGCUUGUUUUAAACUGUAUGUAUCAUGAGAUUAUUUCUAAUUUUCAAGAGGAUGUGAAAACACAUGAAAUAUUGGACAAUGUCCAUGAGCUGGGUGUAAUUUGUUGAUGUGAUGCUACCAUAUGAUUCCACUGUAAUCUUGGUGAGGUGGUCCCGUGAAGGCUUCCCCCGUCAGCCCCCUGAGCUGACGGGGGACGUGACUGUACUAUAACCAUCAACACGAUGUAAUAUUUGCUCUCAAAUGAUGUUAAUAAUCCUGAUAUUCUGUAUGCCUUGUUCUUCUUUUUGUUUCAAGUGGUUAUAUACAAAAUUUUACUGAUCCCAUUAUGCAAGAGUAGAAAGUGGGGGUUUUGGUGUCGAUCUCAAACCUUAUUUAAUUGCCCACUACAGAUGUAUAAAAAAUACACCAGCUCCUCGAGUGAUUCUCUGGACAGACUUUGUGAAGGAGUAAGCCAGGGUAUAUAAAGUAGUAGUCUGUAAGAACACUUCCAAUGCUGUCACUACGCCAUCACCACCUUUCUCUCACUCGCUCAACACAAAACAAAAUUCUUUGUUUCUGUUAAAAAUUUAGUUUGAAAAUAAAUUUCGCAUGUGGUUUUCAGUGGAGAACUUUUUACUCAGCCUUUAUACAAAUGUUACCAUUACUUGUAUAGAGUGUUAUAUUAACGUGGCUGUAUGUGUGAGCUGUCCAUAGAUUUACUCUGCAAUUUCACGGAAGCCUAUGUAUUGUAUCAAGAAAAUAUUUGUGAGAAAAUAACAUCUCCAUACCUUAGAAAAAGGUUGGAUGCAUGAAUUUGUUGUUUCUGGUAAAAGUAACAAUCCAACAA